AACGGCCCAGUUCGCAGCGACAUCCUCACGCAACUCCGAAGGCGCGCCGGCCCGGCCGGAGCCGGACGCGCCGCCAUGCCGUGGCCGCUGCGGGUGCCGGCGCGGCUGCUGCACGCGCGGGGCAAGACCACCGCGGCGCAGCACGUGGCGGCGCGGCACCUGGACCACGCCUUCGAGCGCGUCGCGGCGGCGCACCUCCCGCUCGUCGCGGCGGCGCCGCUGGUCGACGCGCUGCGGGCCUCCCCCGAGCCGCUCGCGCUGCCGAACCUCGCGCGCCGCCUCCAGCUCCGCCUCCACCGCCGCGGCCCGCUCCACUUCCUCCGCCUCUUCCCGCGCGUGUUCCACCUCCGCCCCCCGCUCCCGCUCUCCCUCUCGCUGACCCCUGCCGCCGCGGACCUCCUCGCCGUCGCCAGCUCCCCCACCGGCUCGGCGCGGACGCUCCACCGCCUGCUCGCGAUGUCGGCGACCCGCGCCCUGCCCCUCCGCGCCGUCUUCCGCGUCUGGCGCGAGCUCGCCCUCCCCGACGACUUCGAGGACUCCGUCGUCGCGGGGCACCCGCACCUCUUUCGCCUCGCCCCCAACCCCGCCGAGCCCAACACCCACAUUCUUCAGCUCAUCGCCGAUCCGGCGGCCGAGGACUUCACCCCGGCGGUGGAGAAGACACGGCCGGACAGGUACGCGUUCAAGCUGCAGUUCCCGCCGGGGUUCAGACUGGCCAAGGAGUACCGCAAGAAGGUGAAAGAGUGGCAGCAGCUCCCGUACGCCGGGCCGUAUGAGGUCGUCAGUCCGAGGGCUGGAGGGAGCAAGAGAGUGUCCAAGCUUGCCAGGAGGAAGAUGGAGAAGAGGGCAGUGGGGAUUGCUCACGAGUUCCUGAGCCUCACAGUGGAGAAGAUAGUGGAGGUGGAGAAGUUCAGCCAGUUCAGGAAGUGGUUUGGGAUCGAGGUCAAUAUCCGGGACGUGUUCUUGGAUCACCCCGGAAUAUUCUACCUCUCGGCAAAGGGAAAGCGGCACACAGUCUUCUUGAGGGAGGCGUAUGAUCGUGGGAAACUUGUUGAGCCUAAUGAAGUCUCUGAGGCAAGGGCCAAGAUCGUUGAGCUCAUGCUCCUGCGCCGGCGUGGACUUGGGAACGCCAAUUCAAGUGCCAACAUGGCUUCAGGUGCCACUUUUGAUGCCAAAGAUAGUGGUGAUGAUUUUGUCGAGCAUGAGGAUUGCUUGUUGGAUAUACCUGAGACAUAAGAGCAGUAAAGAUUUUCUAAGACUUCUGAUGGGGAAUGGAUUAAUGGUGCCUAUGGGGCAGGUGGUUUGCGUGCUUGAGAUAACCAAAUGAGAAGGCAUAUGAAUUUACCGAGAAUGGGUAUGCCAUAGCUGAUAGGGUUAGUGCCAUGGCCAUAGCUGUGACUUUUGAUGCUUGGAUUCUUGGAACUCAAAAGUCAUGUUUCAACUAGACAUUGCUGUGCCUUUUGAUGCUUGGAACUCAAAAGUCAUGAUUCAACUGUCCGCGCUAUCCUGGUGGUAGGCCAAGGUUCAGGAGGCAAGGUUGAACCUUUGAAGGUUUGCUUUAGUUCGCUGGUCAGAAAAUUUUGUUAGGAUUCAUGAGUUUCCCCUAGCUCCUCACUUUGGUCUGGCAGAGGUAGUCUUUUGGUUAUGGCUAAUGGCUGAAGUACUCCUUGACUAUGCCUGGUUGGUGGCAUUGCUUGAAUUGAAGGGCCAGGUUCUCUUCAGUAAUUUGUGCAACCUAGUCGUUACUGCACAUUCUCAGCUUCAACAGGAUCAGCAAGAUGUGCAAAUAUGGCAAUGGACGGCUUUAGUUUUUGUGCUGGUUGGCAUCACAGAACAAGUGCCUGAUGUUCAAAUAUCAUGAAGAGAUGAUGAUCGGAGACAACCCUAUACUAUCCCUGAUGCUGAUGGAGAGACAGUUUUGCACCUUCGAAUAAUACAAUGCUCAUGUAUAAGGUGCUGCAGUGUUGCUAACUGUUUCUCCAUAGUUAACAAUUGUGUGGCUGCCAUUGUUACCACCCAAUAUAUGUCCUGAAGAUUGGUGGUUACAGUCUCCUCAUGCUUUAUACGGGUACAUAGCAAUGAUAUUUUCUUCAUAUAUCUCGCUAUAACUGUAUCUUUUCUUCCCUGUAAUUGGUUGAGUGUUCGUUUGAGAACCAAGCACACUUAUAAGUAACAAGCAUAUACUUUUGCCGUGUUGUCUCUUG
This is a messenger RNA of Panicum virgatum (switchgrass), 2204 nucleotides long. Its product is annotated as protein ROOT PRIMORDIUM DEFECTIVE 1-like. The transcript is spliced from 2 exons. Gene Ontology annotation, molecular function: RNA binding. The record is from RefSeq and is a predicted model, not a curated record. NCBI's taxonomy places the organism in Eukaryota, Viridiplantae, Streptophyta, Magnoliopsida, Poales, Poaceae. Bases 76 to 1236 code for a protein of 386 amino acids.